Molecule: messenger RNA, 1575 nt
Organism: Penicilliopsis zonata CBS 506.65
Lineage: Eukaryota; Fungi; Ascomycota; Eurotiomycetes; Eurotiales; Aspergillaceae
Exons: 1
Coding region: 37-1542 (501 amino acids)
Biological process (GO): steroid metabolic process
Cellular component (GO): cytoplasm; membrane
Molecular function (GO): Delta24(24-1) sterol reductase activity; FAD binding
Source: RefSeq, a predicted model, not a curated record
AGAGAAGGAAGAAGAGAGAAAGGAGAAGAAAAGAAAAUGGACCGGCAUAAGACCGCCGUGGCACGCAUUGCGGCCGGGGUGCGCGCGUUUUACGAGCGCAAGGAACCGUUCCGUAUCUUCCACGGCUCGACGAACAGCACGCGACCGAUCCGACGCGAGCGUGAGAUCGACAUCAGCUCGCUGCGGAACGUGCUGCACGUCGACACGGCGCGGCGGCGGGCGCUGGUCGAGCCCAACGUGCCGAUGGACCGGCUGGUCGAGGCGACGCUGCGGCACGGGCUCGUGCCUCCCGUUGUGAUGGAGUUUCCGGGCAUCACGGCCGGAGGCGGGUUCGCAGGCACAGCGGGGGAGAGCAGCUCGUUCAAGCAUGGGUUCUUUGACCGGACGAUUGAUUCGGUGGAGAUGGUGCUGGCGGAUGGGAGCGUGGUGCGCGCCUCGGAAACAGAGAACGCAGACCUGUUCCGUGGCGCGGCGGGCGCCGUGGGCACGCUGGGCGUCACCACGAUGAUCGAGUUGCAGCUGGUCGAGGCCAAGAAGUUCGUCAAAGCCCGGUACCUGCCGCAGCGGAGCGUGCGGGAUGCCAUCGCCGCCGUCCGCGAGGAGACGGGCAACCUGCGCAACGACUACGUUGACGGCAUGCUCUUUGCGCGCGACCAUGGCGUCGUUGUCACGGGCGAGAUGACGGAUGAAACGCCCGAGAUGCCUUCUCAAAUCCGAACUUUCAGCGGGGCCUGGGACCCCUGGUUCUACAUGCAUGUCCGCGACAAGACGAAAGUGGGCGCUUCGGCGUCUGCGCAGACAGAGUACAUCCCGCUCGCAGAGUAUCUCUUCCGCUAUGACCGGGCCGGGUUCUGGGUCGGGGCCUCGGCGUUCGACUACUUCAAGUUCCCCUUCAACCGGGCCACGCGCUGGUUCCUCGACGACUUCCUGCACACCCGCAUGCUGUACAAGGCGCUGCAUGCUAGCGGGGAGUCCAGCCGCUACAUCGUCCAGGACCUGGCGCUGCCGUACGCCACCGCGGAGUCCUUCAUCGACUACACCGCUGAUAAACUGGGGAUCUGGCCGCUUUGGCUGUGUCCGCUGCAGCCUAGCCCCGUGCCAACCCUGCACCCGCACACGCUCGAGCUCAAAUCCGACGGGGUCACGCCCGAGCAGAUGCUCAACAUUGGCGUCUGGGGGUUUGGCCCCGCCGAUCCGGAGGCCUUUGUUGCGGCAAACCGCGACCUGGAACACCGUCUGCGCGAGCUGGGUGGGAUGAAAUGGUUCUACGCGCAUACCUACUACAGCGAGAAAGAAUUCUGGUCCCUCUACGAUCGGGAAUGGUACGACGCCCUCCGCACGAAAUACAACGCCACCUCCCUGCCGAGCGUGUAUGACAAGAUCCGCAUCGACGUCGAGGCCGACCGUCGCGAACGCACGGAGUCGUGGGGGCGCAAGAUUCGCGACAUCUGGCCGCUUGGUGGGCUGUGGGGGAUUCGCAAAGCCAUCCAGAGCAAGGAGUAUAUGAUUCAUCGGAAGUCGACGUGGAAGUAUAAAGCAUGAAAGCAUAGCCUGUAAAUCUACCUGUAUAAUAUG